UUCUAUUAAAAGUUGAACUAAGUUUUUGAUGAAGCCAAUCAAACUACUGUCGCAGCAACUUCGUCUUUGCAUUGGAAGUCGCGACGAGGCGCGCAUUUCGUCGGUAACAGGAGGUUGGCUUGCCGCUCAAUACCGUGUUGUCUGCAUUCCGUUGAGCUGUUAGUCGGAGGUGAGGCGCUCACCGAUUGUGGAUCGCUACUUACGAGUAGGAGGUGUUGCUCUGAGGAGGAGUGAUCCUAAUCGGUGACGCGUUGAGGCGGGUUGCAGAGUGAUGAAAUUUGCGGUAACAGGUUUUUGCAGCCAUUUUCCGUGUUGUGAUGCGGCGAUCUUGUUGCGACCUUACCACAUCUGGGAUGGUUGUAGGAGAUCAUUAGUUUUGAAAUUCGUUGGUGUUUGUUGAUUUGAAGCUCCGAGUGGUUUCUUCGUGGUUGAAGCGGAUAAAAUUUGGUGAUCUAGUUGCGUGUGCGGCAGCGGUGAGGAGGAGAAGAGGUUGAUUUGUUUUUCGGUUUUCUUUGUUUUUAUUUUAUUUUAUUUUAUUUUUUGUUUCCGGAUUUGUUCUUCGCAUCGAGCCGGUCUGGGUUUUCAGGCUUUGAACGAUUGCUGCUGAAGAUCCUAACUAGUUUCGUGUUUUGGUGGAUCUGGUCAAGUAAUCUGUGUCAAUUUGGUAAGCGGUGUUUGCAUCUUGUAGAUUAGGAUAGGGAUUGUGCGUUUGAGUCAGGGUUUCUGAGGAAGGGAGAAGAAAUCUAGCGACAAUGACCGAGCAAGUAUCAAGUGAAGCGAAGGUAGUAGUGGGUUUGGAUUUUGGGACAACAUUCUCGGGGUUUGCAUUUGCGCACAAAGCCAAGCCCACUGAGAUUUACACCUUUUACGAGUGGCCAAGGGCGACUAAGCCAUAUUGCAAAACUUUGUCCGGAAUCUAUUACGAGCCAGGAGAUGGGUCGACCACGCAGAUAAAGUCCUGGGGUUUUCCGGCGUUACACGAAUUCACGAAAGACGUGCACAAUCUCCAGAGGGCGCGGCAGAGGACAGCGGAUCUGCCUCCAGUGGGUGUGUUCUUAGUAAGGUUUAAGCUUCAUCUAGCGAGCAAAGAUUCCGGAGAGUCGUCGGCUGCCAGGCUUCCACCAGGCUACAAUGUCACAAAGGUCAUCUCCGAUUAUCUUCGGGAGAUCGGUGCGAGCAUCCUGCGUCACCUUCGUACCAAGUUCAACGAUGAGCUCACCUUGGACCAGGUGCAGUGGUGUGUGACUGUACCUUCCAUAUGGGAUGACCAUGCUAAGAAGCAAAUGGAAGUGUGCAUGAUGCGUGCAGGGCUCGUCCGAGGCUCACAAUCAAUAAUAGGGAGCCCACACCCUUUGAGUAUUGUGCUUGAACCAGAGGCGGCCUCAUGCUACUGUCACCGUAAUAUGCCUGACCUUGAGCUGAAAGCUGGGGACAGGCUAUUGGUCGCGGACAUCGGCGGUGGCACAACAGACAUCGUCGUCCAGGAAUGGAUGAGUGAAACUCCGAAUGAUUAUAGAGUAAAGGAGGUCACGUAUAGUACCGGUGGUUUGUGUGGCGGAACAUACGUGGACGAGCAAUUUAACAGACUCUUGUUCACGAGGAUUCAAUGUCUGCCCCAAUACCUGCAGAAAUCCUCUUCUUUCAUGUCGGAGAUUUUCAAGCGUUGGGAAGAAAUAAAAUGCAGUUUUGGCGACCACGGGACUCUUGGCGAUAGCUUCGAAAUUCAGCUCCCAGGCAAGCUAGCCCAAGAAUGGGAGGAUUACGAUUCCGAGCAUGGACUGCCGCCACGCGAUAGUUACGAUGAACUCGAGCUAACACAGUCAGACAUGCAGUCAAUUUUUGAUCCUGUCGUCGAACAGAACCUCGGCCUCAUCGCCGACCAGCUGUCUAGAACUUCCAACGUUAAGGUCAUUUUCGUAGUCGGAGGGUUUGCAGGCUCUCCUUACUUGAUGUCGAAGAUCAAAGAGCGGUUUCUCGGUCAAGUUGAGAAGAUUAUCAGCCCUGUCAAUCCUGGAAGCGCCGUUUGCCAAGGCGCUGUAAUGCUUGCUCUUAAUCCUGCCGGCAUCACGUCCCGAAUUGCCAGAAAGACCUAUGGGUUCGAGGUUUCAAGAUCUUUCAAGCCUGGUGAUCCAGAGGACAGCAAGUACAUAAGCUGGGUCGGCGCGGAAAAGAAAUGCGAUGUAAACUUCAGCGCGUACGUCAGGAAGGGGGAUCCUUUGGAUGUCGACCACUGCGUUUCUAAGGACUUCAGUCCACUUUUUCCCGGAGCUAGAAACAUGAAACUUAUGUUGUAUAGCUCUAAUGAAACGGAUCCCAAGUACACUCAGGGGCCCGGUGUGGACAGUAAAGAGGAAGCCAGCUUUACGAUCGACAUUACUUCGAGCUCACAUAUGCAAGAAAGACCCACCGUCACUGUCUCCAUGUUCUUUGGACGGUCCGCCAUCGAUGUAAAGGCUGUAGGCAAGAAUUUUGGAACUGGUCAGAUCCAAGAAUUCCAGCUGCCAGUUGAAUUUACUGGGGACUGGGUUUAGUGCAAUGUUUGUGAUAGGUUAUUUGUUACAGUUUAUUUGACUAAGUGUAUGAUACGCUGAUAAAUUUAUUCUGCAAAUUUUCUUCUCUGAGGAAAGGCGUAAUUUAUUUUGUGACAUUAUUUUUCAAGUGUAUUCAAUAUUGUAA
Physcomitrium patens is the source of this 2676-nucleotide messenger RNA. RefSeq lists its product as uncharacterized. Gene Ontology annotation, molecular function: ATP-dependent protein folding chaperone; ATP binding. Lineage: Eukaryota; Viridiplantae; Streptophyta; Bryopsida; Funariales; Funariaceae. The record is from RefSeq and is a predicted model, not a curated record.